CUUCAUCGAUCUCUUAAAAUUUUGUAGUGGUUUGCGUUCUUUGCUAUACAAAUAGAACCAGCAGUAGCAACAACCGUUGUCAACGGUCUAGCAGAUUUUCAUCAAAAAAAGGCGGUUUUAUUGACUUUCUGCGCGACUACUUCCAAGAUGUCAUCCGCACGUCUCCACGGUGUUCGAAACACUUUAUGUACCCGACUCCGUGGCGCGCAGCAAACGAUUGGUCGUGUCUGCGAACUACAACCAGGGAAUAAUCUUGCUGGUGUCCACCUUAAAAAGAACCCAGCAAAUAAGCCAACAUCCUCGGCGACCGCAUUUACGCUCCGGUCCUACAGCUCGGGCCCGGUGGGCGCGGCGUUGCAAUAUCUCGGUUUGUAUCAAAUGUAAAAAUGUCUGGGUCUGGAAGAGUGCAAACUUGUGAUGCGCAUUUCAGAACACAGAAAAAUCUCUCAUGCAUAGGCAACAAAAGUUCCCACUUUCUGUCACCAGAGUCAGGAAUUUGUCAUGCGGAUUCGGCAUUGCGGAGGCUUCUCGAAACCUGUCAUGCUAGAGCUUCCAUGCCAGACCUUCUGUGUCAUGCAGAAACAGCAUGACAGUUCCAGACCCAGACAUUUUUACAUUUGAUAGUUUGCAGUCGGCCCCGACCAAGGAAUCGGAAGAAGGGGCGAAAUUUUUGGAGAAAAACCGGAAACAGCCGGGGGUGGUGCGGUUGCCCAGCGGACUGCAGUACAAGGUGUUGAAGGCCGGGGCGGGGAAGGAAACGCCGUUUUGGUCCACGCCCUGUUCCUGCCACUACGAGGGACGACUGCUCGACGGAACGAAAUUCGACUCCAGCUACGACCGCGGACAGCCCACAACCUUUGCGCCGAAUCAGGUAAGUUUAGAGGAGUUGUUUUUGGAUAUUAUGCUUGUAUCGAGUAUUAUAGUCAUUGCAUAGUGAUAGGCUUAGGCACACCACCAGAAGCGUCAAGAGCGUCCGUGUAAAAAUGCAGUCGUUUGCACUGCAGUGCCAGUGUGAGUAUGUAGCUCUUCCCACGAGGACUGCACGACGAAGCCAAGCAACGUCUCUCAUGGAGAAAGCCCAUAUAAAAUGGCAGGUAAUUCGUGGUUGGACGGAGGCGAUGCAAUUGAUGGUGGAAGGGGACGAGUGGGAAUUGUACAUUCCAGCGGAGCUGGCCUACGGACGGGCAGGCGCGGGCAGUGCGAUUCCGCCGGACGCCACGCUGAUUUUCAAAAUGCAAAUCGUGAGGAUCAUGGGACCGGGGAAGGCGAAGGAAUGAAGCUAGAGGAAACGUUACGGAUUGCAGUUUUUUAAAGCAGAAAGACGCGCGAACGUUUCUUACUGGGUAUUUGGAAGUAGGAGGUGAAUGUCAAUGAGCCGAAGCACGACGUGCUUGGAGAGCAACAAAC
Amoebophrya sp. A120 is the source of this 1407-nucleotide messenger RNA. Lineage: Eukaryota; Dinophyceae; Syndiniales; Amoebophryaceae. The record is from the annotation of a GenBank genome assembly.